UCAUUUCGGAAUCGAUUACCGCCAUCAUGGCUGACAAGGGCGGAGGUGCAUAUGGGACCAAAGCUGCCGACACUGACUUCAGGAAGAAAUGGGACAAAGAAGAAUAUACUGAGAGAGCCAAAAAGCGCGACCUCGAAGAGAAAGAGAGGAUGCAGGAGAAUGAAGAGCGUAUGAAGCAAGGAAAGAGGCCCCGAAAAGGGCCAAAACAGGAUCUCCCAAAGCCCACAGAACUAAUGAAACAGCGAGAAGGCUCUCUCGACCUCGAUAAAAAUCUUAACAAGACUAUGGUCGUUCAGAAUCCCGGUGGAAGAGGCUCAGGCCAGCCAGGGUUUCACUGUGAGGCUUGUAAUCGAACCUACAAGGACACUACUGGGUACUUGGACCAUAUCAACAGUCGCGCUCAUCUAAGAGCGUUGGGACAAAGUACUCGGUUGGAACGAUCAACUCUGGAACAAGUUCGCGCGCGCAUUGCGCUUCUUCGUGAAAAGACCAAAGAAGCGACUAAUGCCAAAGCAUAUGAUUUCGACCAACGUUUGGCUGAAGUGAGGGCCAAGGAAACGGCGAUCCGUGAAGAGAAGAAGGCUCAGAAGAAGGCUCAAAAGGAAAAGCUACUUGUUAACGCUCUGGCAGCCAACAAUCCAGAGAAUGACGAAAUGGCCAAGCUGAUGGGUUUUGGAGGUUUUGGUUCGUCCAAGAAAUGAUUGAACAUCCGUAUAUCUAUCUGCGUGUAAUGAUAACAAUGUAAUAUAUAAGUAGUACUAGCUAUAAACUAUA
Messenger RNA from Lentinula edodes (shiitake mushroom), 774 nucleotides. RefSeq lists its product as uncharacterized. Gene Ontology annotation, molecular function: zinc ion binding; nucleic acid binding. NCBI's taxonomy places the organism in Eukaryota, Fungi, Basidiomycota, Agaricomycetes, Agaricales, Omphalotaceae. Gene Ontology annotation, biological process: mRNA splicing, via spliceosome. The coding region runs from base 27 to 701 and encodes 224 amino acids. The transcript is spliced from 3 exons. The record is from RefSeq and is a predicted model, not a curated record. Gene Ontology annotation, cellular component: spliceosomal complex; U4/U6 x U5 tri-snRNP complex.